UUCUAUGACAGAAUGGAAAAUGAAUACAUCAGGUUUGUGUCUUUUUAGACAGGUAAGACAUCCGCUGUGGUUAGGAUUUAUAAAUCCUAACUUGGACGGGUAGUGGUACAUAAGCGGGAAGUGUUCAAGUCCAUUGGCUGACGACAGUUCCUUUUCUAAUGAUGAUGAUAAUCAACGACAGUGCCUUCUACUUAACAUGACAGAGAAUACCAGGGUAAUAACACAAAGUUGGUACGCCGCGUCGUGCCAAGAAAGGCAUUCCUUCGUCUGUGCAGCCGGUGCUGGUACAGUUGAGAUGACCGAAUACCAUGGUAUGGAGAUACAGGAAUGGGACACAUUGACAAACGAGGUGAGCACGAAAAACACCACAUUACAAAUUUGCCUGGAGAGAUGUCAGAUACAGUCGUCAUGUUUCCACAUGGUUUACAACUCCAACAGUAGUACAUGUCGACGGUACUACCGACCAUUACACGACCUACCACUGGAGUUCACUCUCGUCAGUGUGGACGAUAACAGCACUGUCUCCUACGUCAAGAGUCAGGAAAACAGAGUGAACAUCGUUAACGUAUCGGAUGCCGCGUUUACCACGACUUACAACUACACUGACUUACCGUGUUACGUGGACCACGUAGAUGUAGGGGAGACAGGAGCCACCGCCUCGCAGCAGACGUCAGAGACUACAACAGGACGAGACAUCACCACACGCAAUGGCGAAAGUCAGAUAGAGGAAAGUAUCCAGAUCAUAAGGGAGGAGAAUACGGUAGAUGUGAAAGCCCUGUCUUCUUACAGGAACAAGCGUAUUAGUGCUGAGGACGAGAGAAGCUCGGCCAGGGCCUUCGGUUUUAUUGGAGGAUUUAUCCUAAUUCUAGUGUGUUCCGUUAUAGUGUUAUCAGACAUAAAGAAAAUGGUUGGCGACUGGCGAAGUAUUCAUCGUUCGGUAAAAACGUCGUGUAGGGAAGAGAUCACUAGCCUUUUUACACAAUCGCGCUUUCUUCCUAACUACAGACUUCGUCGUCGGAACUCAAUAUGAUAUUAAAGGUAUGGUUAAGUAGCUAACAAAAUAUAGUUGCUUACAUUUAUUGAGUUUGGACAUUUCAAAUUGUUAUUACUAGAUUCUACACUCUUGUUAUUU
This is a messenger RNA of Pecten maximus, 1132 nucleotides long. RefSeq lists its product as uncharacterized. NCBI's taxonomy places the organism in Eukaryota, Metazoa, Mollusca, Bivalvia, Pectinida, Pectinidae. The record is from RefSeq and is a predicted model, not a curated record. The transcript has 5 exons. The coding region runs from base 197 to 1030 and encodes 277 amino acids.